AUGGCGUCACUCGGUCCGUUGGGCAUCGUCGGUCAGCUAUUUCUCGAUUCCUUUGUCGAGCACGAAAGACACCGCUUCAACGAUUUGAAUCAACCUGAAAAUCAGGACAAACGGUUUGAGCCUGAGUUUUUGCUGGAAGAUCGUCAUUUCUCGUCCACCCGCAGCACUGCAAGGAUGCCUCUACCUGCCGUAUACGGCGCCGUGUACGCGACCGCCACCAGCUCCGCGCCGGCGGGUAAGAUCGACAGUGGCAAGAAAGCCAUGCGUCACCUGGAGAACCUGCCGCUGCUCGUAGCCUCCGACUCGCUCGAGUCCAUGUCAACGGACGGCAAGUGGCUCCCGCGCUUUAUGCGCCGCGCAGUGGUGCGCAGCGUGGCCAAUCGCAUAGCCGGACUCAUCCUGGUGGGGACGUCGGCCUUCCUCGCUAGCUGCAUCGCCACGCUGGUCAAGGACGACGCCUUCAAGCUCUCGACCGUGGAGACGCUCUUCUGGCGUUCGCUCGUGUCGUGGCUGCUAACCCUCGCUGCCAUCGCCGCUACCGGCGUUAAGAUGCGCGUCAAGAAGGAGUUCCAACGCCCGCUUCUACUCCGAUGUUUCACGGGCUGCAUCGCCUUGACACUGACAGUUCUGGUUAUCCAGAAGCUGGAGGUGUCAAACGCCACAGCAAUCACAUACCUGAGCCCGCUCCUAGCGUUCGCAAUGGCAGCUUUCUUUCUGAAGGAGAAGCCGGGGGCCUUCACACUUGCGUGCUCUGCACUAUGCGUCGUUGGUGCUGUGCAGGUUGUGCGGCCAGCUUUUGUCUUCGGGAAGAACGGAUCGACGGACGCCAAGUGGUACCGCCGCUCCAUGACAAGCUUCGUGACCUCAUACCUGUUCGGCGAGUCACUGGCUAUCGGGUGUGCUGUGGUGACUGUGGUCAUGCAGGCAGGCGCCUAUGUGUCUCUGCGCAGCCUUCAGAAGGUGCCGCACCUUGUCGUCAUGAACUACUUUUUGCUGACCAUGACGCUCGUGUCGCUCAUCGCGAUACUAGUGGUGCAGCACGGCAAGUUCAAGGCAGGAUUGUCGGUGGAGACGUGGGGCGCCAUCCUGGGCACAGGCGCUCUGGCCUUCGCAGAGCAGCUCUUCCUCACGCGCGGGUUCCAGUUCGACGGCGCAGGGGUGCUGGCAGCCACGCGACUGCUGCACGUCGGCUACGAAUUUGUGUGGGGAGUUGCCCUCUUGGGUACUGCGCUGAACCCGUGGAGUGCCAGCGGUGCAGCCGCCACAGCUGCCGGAGUGCUCUUCCUCGCGCUGCGCAGAGUGCACACGCAUUGGGCGGCCAGACGCAGCAUGCGCAGAAUGCUGCAAUAG
Phytophthora sojae is the source of this 1350-nucleotide messenger RNA. RefSeq lists its product as hypothetical. The record is from RefSeq and is a predicted model, not a curated record. The transcript has 4 exons. Lineage: Eukaryota; Oomycota; Peronosporomycetes; Peronosporales; Peronosporaceae. Gene Ontology annotation, cellular component: membrane. Bases 1 to 1350 code for a protein of 449 amino acids.